Molecule: messenger RNA, 9259 nt
Organism: Clupea harengus (Atlantic herring)
Lineage: Eukaryota; Metazoa; Chordata; Actinopteri; Clupeiformes; Clupeidae
Gene: taok1b
Product: TAO kinase 1b
Biological process (GO): regulation of cytoskeleton organization; protein phosphorylation
Cellular component (GO): cytoplasm
Molecular function (GO): protein serine/threonine kinase activity; ATP binding
Source: RefSeq, a predicted model, not a curated record
CAUGUUAUAAUUGUCUUUUACGGCAACUUCUAAACUACCCGCCCUGUAAGACUUGGUUUCACCUCCUGGCAAGGUUUGCGUUAGUACCAGUCGAACACACGUUUGUACUAUCUUUAUGGCCAGAAGUUGGUAGUGCUGAAGUAUAAGACAUCAGGGAUCAGUCACGUCUCACGAAAAACUUUUGCGGCUGACCAGUUUUGAGUCUGUUCAUAGGACCAAGGGCGUUGUCACGUAUUAGUUUUAGAAACUUCUCGGGGUGUUGCUUGCCACAUCCAAGGCUGGCUACAUAAUUUCAUUCGUGUUUGUCACGGAGGGGAGGAGGUGAUUCCUAUUCGUCGCCAUCUUUUUGAGUGGGAUUCUAGCUAGCAAGUCAGCUAGGUUAGUCCUCAGGGCAACGAUAGGACUUAACUCGGCUUGAAAUUCUUUGCCAUCUUUACUGUCAACAAAACGUUUUUGUAUUUGGAAGUCUCGGCAGUAGCGGCAGGAAACGAGACAAGAAGGGCAGCCUACGUUAUAAACAAGGCCAUACGAAUCAAAUCUCUGCUCCAACGAUACUCUAUCCAGACGAACUGACUGCGCCCCGUUCUCUUUUGGAUGACUUAACCUUAGCUAGCUAGUUAGCUCACUAGCCUUGGCUAACUACUUGCUAGCUACUUUGUGCGCAUUGAAUCUUGUCCCAGACCUGGCCUUUUGGACGGGUAAGUAAGUUUGACAUUCUUACGCAACGGUUUGCAUUAUAUACACCGACAAAUACAGAAGUCGCAUAACCAUGUGUAUAUUCUAUCCUCGACAUUGCAUCAUGUGGGGAUAGCUAACUUGUUUUCAAUUUCUGUAAUCGAUGCUUGUUUGAUUGCUAGCGAUAGUUAGAUAGCUAACUUAGCUCCUGUCUAGCUAGGAGCUAGUGGCUUUAAUCUGAAUUUAGCUAGCUUGUUAAUGUGUCACUUAGAGAAACAAACUACAUACACAUUGUAGCGUGGAGACUUUGGAGUAGCCAAAGGCUGAGAACCACCCAACUGAUGCCUAACAAGCGUUAAAGUUAUCUGUCUGUGAUGUGACGUGAGGUAGUAAGCGAGUUAGUCUCCAUAGCUUUCUCCAAAUCCAACCUAGCUAGCGAGCAACUUGUGUUGGGCAAACUGACUGGCAGUCAGCGUCAUUUGAACUAACUUAAGUUUGUCAGUUCGUUUGUCUUGGUUUUAUGACAUGGCUUUGUAACAGUUUGAUUUGUAUCAUCUUUGUGAAGGCCAAUGGACUGUUAACGGAUUUAACUUACUGUUACUUGUCACUUUGUUUCUAGCCCUCUAACGUUAUGUGAUCCAGUUGGCUAACCUACCCAUUAGCUUAUUAGCUUGUUUUGGUGCAGUGGCGUAGCUCACCGUGUUUUUCUGUAGUGAUAAAUGUCAUGCAAUAAGACUCGUCAACUUUCACAGAAGGACACGAAAGGAUUUCACGCCAUGGAUUUGGGAAACUUGUUUGGAAUUCAGUUGCCUUAACCAAAAACAGCAUAUUGCGAGCAUCCGUUGCUGCUGUCACCUGGAAACAACGACGGCUACCUUGAUCGCCAGUGUCAGCGAAAAUGUAUAACGAUUGGAAUUGCACACAAUUAUGUCAGGAAGCACAUUGUUUUCUUCAAGUAUUUACUUGAUACUGUGUUCCUCUGACUCGCUUAGCCGUUUCAUUUAGUCAUGACCCUCCCUAUUUUUCUCCCCAGCGCAGCCUCGCUGGCGGUGGUAACUCGUGCUGUUCUUGUGAACAAAAAGGCAUGUAAUAGAGUCUACGACUGUCCAAAACAGGGCGUUCACACCAACUGAUAAGACCAAUCAUAAGCCAUGUAAACAAAGAAGCUGGCAUAAGUAAGUCAUCGAUUAAUAGUUUGUGUAACGUUAUUACUUGUUCGUGAACAGCAUUCAUGGCUAGCUAGAAACGUUAACGUUCUGACGUGCGCCGCAUUCCUCAUUCUAUGUUGACAUUGCGUAACACUCACUAGUCAGCAAGCCUCUCAGCGUCUCACUGUCCACACGGCGACCUAGGUACUUCUUCAAUCAAGUCUUACUGUGUCAUAUAUAUGUUUUGAAACCUUUUUGACCGAACCUCAUUCACCUUAUCCUACAGCUACAUAAUAUUAUGACCGCAAACUAUACUGCGUAACCUUAUUAGUUCAAGUAAACAUUGAACCUCAAGGUGCCCAUGCAAACACUUCCUCCCUCUCGCAGAUGAGUCAUCGGCGGGGGCUGACGCAGCGCAGUCGCACUCGCACGCUCAGAUAGUCCCCGGCGAGCGCGGCUGCGUCGGGCUCCCAGCAUGCCCCCCACCAACCGGGCAGGGAGCCUGAAGGACCCCGACAUCGCCGAGCUCUUCUUCAAGGAGGACCCAGAGAAGCUGUUCGCCGACCUCCGUGAGAUUGGCCAUGGCAGCUUUGGCGCAGUCUACUUUGCACGGGAUGUGCGGACAUCAGAGGUGGUGGCCAUCAAGAAGAUGUCCUACAGCGGGAAGCAGUCUAAUGAGAAAUGGCAGGAUAUCAUCAAAGAGGUCAAGUUCCUUCAAAGAAUACAGCACCCCAACAGCAUAGAGUACAAAGGCUGCUAUCUGCGGGAACACACAGCAUGGCUGGUCAUGGAGUACUGCUUAGGGUCGGCCUCAGACCUCCUUGAGGUCCACAAAAAGCCCCUUCAGGAAAUGGAGAUUGCAGCAAUAACGCACGGUGCUCUGGAGGGCCUGGCCUACCUUCAUUCCCACAACUUGAUUCACAGAGAUAUUAAAGCUGGGAACAUCCUGCUGACGGAGCCCGGACAGGUCAAACUGGCAGACUUUGGCUCGGCCUCCAUCGCCUGUCCUGCAAACUCCUUUGUGGGCACGCCAUAUUGGAUGGCCCCAGAGGUGAUUCUGGCUAUGGAUGAGGGGCAGUAUGACGGCAAGGUGGAUGUCUGGUCCCUCGGUAUCACCUGUGUAGAAUUAGCGGAGAGGAAGCCCCCUCUGUUCAACAUGAAUGCAAUGAGUGCCUUAUACCAUAUAGCGCAGAAUGAGAGCCCAUCACUACAGUCUAGUGAAUGGACGGAUUACUUUAGAAACUUUGUUGAUUCAUGCCUUCAGAAACUCCCCCAGGACAGGCCGACCUCUGAGGACCUACUGAAACACGCCUUUGUCUCGAGGGAGAGGCCAGACACAGUCCUGAUGGACCUCAUCCUGCGCACCAAGGAGGCGGUUCGGGAGCUGGACAAUCUGCAGUACCGCAAAAUGAAAAAGCUCCUGUUCCAGGAGGCGCACAACGGCCCUGCCGUGGAGGUUCAGGACGGAGAGGAGGAGUCUGAGCAUGGCGUGGGUCGAACUGGCACGGUGAACAGCGUGGGCAGUAACCAGUCCAUCCCCAGCAUGUCAAUCAGUGCCAGCUCCCAGAGCAGCUCCGUCAACAGCCUGCCCGAUGCCGCAGACGACAAGAGCGAGCUGGACAUGAUGGAGGGAGACCACACGGUCAUGUCCAACAGCUCCGUCAUCCACCUCAAACCAGGAGAAGAAGCGGGCUACCGCGAGGAGCCAGAACCCCGCAGCCGGCCGCCAGAGGCUCAGGCUGCACCUAUACAGCACGUGCGGCACAAGCACAGAAACCGCGAGCACUUUGCCACCAUCCGUACCGCCUCACUGGUGACGAGGCAGAUGCAGGAGCACGAGCAGGACUCUGAGCUGCGGGAGCAGAUGUCGGGCUACAAGCGCAUGCGGCGGCAGCACCAGAAGCACCUGAUGGCGCUGGAGAACAAGCUGAAGGCGGAGAUGGAUGAGCACCGCCUGCGCCUGGACAAGGAGCUGGAGACGCAGAGGAACAGCUUUGCUUCCGAGAUAGAGAAGCUCGUCAAAAAACACCAGGCAUCCAUGGAGAAAGACGCAAAGACCUUUUCCAACGAUGAGAAGAAGUUCCAGCAGCACAUUCAGGUUCAGCAGAAAAAAGAGCUGAGCAGCUUCCUCGAGUCCCAGAAACGAGAAUACAAGCUACGCAAGGAGCAGCUGAAAGAGGAGCUUAAUGAGAACCAGUCGACGCCCAAGAAGGAGAAGCAGGAGUGGCUGUCCAAGCAGAAGGAGAACAUCCAGCACUUCCAGGCGGAGGAGGAGGCCAACCUGCUGCGUCGCCAGCGCCAGUACCUGGAUCUGGAAUGCCGGCGCUUCAAGAGGCGCAUCCUCAUCGCCCGCCACAACGUGGAGCAGGACCUGGCCCGAGAGGAGCUGAACAAACGUCAGACGCAGAAGGACCUGGAGCACGCCAUGCUGUUGCGCCACCACGAGUCCAUGCAGGAGCUGGAGGUGCGGCAGCUGGGCAUCAUCCAGAAGAUGCGCGCCGAGCUCAUCCGACUGCAGCACCAGACCGAGCUCACCAACCAGCUGGAGUACAACAAGCGGCGGGAGCGCGAGCUGCGCCGCAAGCACGUCAUGGAGGUCCGCCAGCAGCCCAAGAGCCUCAAGUCCAAGGAGCUUCAAAUCAAAAAGCAGUUCCAGGACACGUGCAAGAUCCAGACCCGUCAGUACAAGGCCCUGCGGAACCACCUGCUGGAGACGACGCCCAAGCCGGACCACAAGGCCGUUCUGAAGCGGCUGAAGGAGGAGCAGACGCGCAAACUGGCCGUCCUGGCCGAGCAGUACGACCACUCCAUCAACGACAUGCUCUCCACGCAAGCGCUGCGUCUGGACGAGGCUCAGGAGGCCGAGUGCCAGGUGCUGAAGAUGCAGCUGCAGCAGGAGCUGGAGCUGCUCAACGCGUACCAGAGCAAGAUCAAGAUGCAGACGGACGCCCAGCACGACCGCGAGAGGAAGGAGCUGGAGCAGAGAGUGUCGCUCCGGAGGGCCCUGCUCGAACAGAAGAUUGAGGAGGAGAUGCUGGCCUUGCAGAACGAGCGGUCGGAGCGCAUCCGCUCACUGCUGGAGCGUCAGGCGCGCGAGAUCGAGGCCUUCGACUCGGAGAGCAUGCGCUUGGGCUUCAGCAACAUGGUCCUGUCCAACCUGGCCUCCGACGUCCACAGCCACAGCUUCCCAGGGGCCCCCGGGGUCUGGAACGCCCAGCACAGCGGCGCCAGCUCCCAGGGGCUGCACUGGGGAGGCGGCGGGGGCGGGAGCAGUGGCCACCACGGAGGCAGCCAGCACCAUCACCAUCCCCAUCACCAGGGGAGUGGCGGAGGCCUCCAGCAGCAGCAGGCCUGGGCCCACGGGCUGCCUGCGGGGGGGCCGCCGCCCUGGGGCCUCCACGGUUCGGGGGGGAGCCAGAGGUCGAGCGGCGGGGGCAGUGGAGGGGUGCGGAACAGCCCCCUGGAGGUGCGGAGGACCUCCUCCGGGAGUCGGAGCGAGCAGGGUAUGAGCAGGAGCGCCAGCAUCGCCUCACAGAUCUCCAAUGGGUCGCAUUUGUCCUUCACGUAAAGCCUCCCUUACACCAACCCCCCCCCACCCCACCUGUUACUAAAUGCCCGCCUGGUGUCCCACGUGAUGGUGGGGGACUUGGUGUGGUAAUGAGAAAGGAGGAGUGGUGGGGGUGGUCCUGGGGAUGGAGAAUUGGCACAAGGAUGGACUAACACCAAACCCCCCCUCCCCCUCCUCCUUUACAUUUUUCUCAUUCUUUCCCACCCUUUCUUUCUUUUUCUCUCUUUGUCUCUCCCAUUUAAUGUGUCCGUUCUGGCCGCUCCCUUCUCAUCAGUUUUAAAGAUGUUUCUUCUUGCUUCAGUUCUUUCGUAUGGAAGCAAGUCCUACUACAUCCGGGCAGUUCUGAAGGUUUAAGGUGCCGAGUUGUGGUCGUUAAUCCUCCCCCGCACCCCCAAAUCAGGUUGUUGUGAUGUGGAUCCUAGUCAGUGUGAAAAUGUACAUAUUAGGGAAUGUCAGGGGAGCACUGAAGCAUUUGAAGAGCUCAGUACAAGCUAUGCUAUGGGGCUGUGCUGAGGGACUUUCAGGGGAUAGUUCAGACAGGGUGAAUGUUUGCUAACUGAUGGCACGUGUAGCCAUUACUUUUAUUUGACUGUUUACAAAAUGGCGAUCAUCUGAAAUGAUUUUAGGCUCUGUUCCUAUUGCUUAAAGCCAUCCACUUUAGAGUGUUACCAUUACAGCUAAACAAACCUUUUUGGUACACUGAUUGGUCUCCGUUUGCCAUACACUUGUUUGCAAUGGACUCACAAUGAAUUGUGGGAUUGUAGGAUUUGUUUUAACAAACGGUAACAAAUAAUUAGUGCCAACUACCAGCUAGAAUGGGGGUAAAACACUCAUGGGUAGCUAGUGUCAAAGAAGUUAAUUUUACGUCACUUCACAGGUGAAAUCCGCACAAUGGAUCACACUUAUUUUAUAUUUAAAGUAUAUUUGAAUAUGAUUUUAAUAGGUUUUAAUUUGAUCUGAUUUUAUUGCUGCAGCCCUCCGUUUCUUCCCAGCCAUGGUGAGACUGCUGGGUCUUGUGGAUCUAACUCCCAUCUCAAAAGUGUCCAUGAAGUCUUUAAAAGACCCUUCCAGUUUGCCAUCUGUCUCUUGGGCAGCUGUGCCAAAGUGGGGACGGAAGCAGGGAAUUGUGAUAGAACUUAAAAGGUCGUCCUGUCCAUUUUGGAGCUUCAGAAUUAGUUGACCGGUGUCUGAUUUGGGAACUCCGAAUCAGAAAUGUGGGCUCAAGGUUAGAGGGAAAAAAAAGGAAGGUGCUUGGUCAGAUUAGGAUGUAAUAAAUUAUGGUGGGUCAUGAUGUAAUGAUUUGUGAAGUCUUUUACGGCUUACUUGGAAUGUGUUUGUGCAUAUGCAGUCUAGACUCAGGAAAAGAGAAAUGGUCUUUGGUUGACAGAUGAUUACAAAGGGCUUGAAUGCACCUUAGCACUGGUACUGAGGGACAACUAGUGACUGCUGGUGCAGAGAGAAGUAGUUGCCUCCAAGUGUCUAUAGACCAGUAUACUACUGUGAGAUGAUUGGUAUGUAAUGGUUGUCCCAGGAAAGGCUGCUGAGGAUACUGAGGGUAUGUUUGGUUGAGUUUGGUUGUGUAUGUGGAAUGUUCUAGUGCAGGGUAUGGUCUGAGAUUUAACGCAGAAGACAGGCGUGGGGUGGAGAAACCAAACCAGAACCUUCGGCCUCUUGUCACUCAGACCUCCAAAUGCCAAAGCCAAAUGCUGUCACUGCGUCUAUGCAAAAGCACACUGCACAAAAAAAAAGUAACAUAAGAACAAUUAACAAUGAACAAUCAAUUCAGUCUGUUACCCCACACACAUUUGCCAAAAGUGAUGACCGUAUACUUGUACAAUUCUGGCCAUUCACUGUGGUGAUUUGCCACAUGCUUUGUCCCAUCUGUAUACAGUCCCAUGGGCCUCAAGCAUGCAUUUAACACUCAAACCAAUUGUGCCACCACUACUACUACUACUACUACUACUACUACUACUACUACUACUACUAGAUCAUGCUGCUUUCCUUAAUAACUCCACCUUGUGUCAUCUUUAUACCCUUUAUUCCCCCACCCCUCUCUCCCAGUACCCCUGUGUCUCCCCCCCUCCCCAGUGUUGGUGUCAGGAGGCUGUGAAUGGUGAUGUUGAUUAGAUGUGGGGGGGGGGGGGGGAUUGGUUGGCUUUGCGACUAAUGAAUGUCUUGUCACAGGCGGCUCAGGUGCCGCUGCUGUUGCCCUCGCAAAACUCCCAUCGUUCCAGGCAUCCCUCUCGACUGCCCUCCUGCCCCUCCCGGCCAGGAGUCAGACUGCCCAACUGAGACCCCCCCAACCAACCACCCUCCCUCCCUCCCCUUUCAGAGGAGUGUUUUACCGAUGACUUCAGAGAGUUUGUACAAAAAUAAAUCAAUGUCUAAAUGAAAAAGCUUGGAAAUUGUUACUAAUACCAAGGGUGACAUGGCUUGGAUAUAUAUAGUCUUCAAGAGACGGUAUAAAGUAUGGGAUGUAUAGGAAAAGUUUGUUUAUACUGUAUAUUUAGAAUAAAAAUAUAGAAUAAAUCUAAAACAAAUGUAAGGAGAAAAAAAACACUAAAUUGAAUUGCUUGUAUGUAAAGACAAAUAAGAAUCAACUUGGUUUCUAACAUGAAUAUUCAAAGAGAAUUAACAGCAUACAAAGGAGGUUCAAGACAUAAGUGAAAAACAAAAACAAACAAAAAGCCAAAUUGGUGGAAGUGGAACACACCAUGUAUUCAUCCUGUCAUAUCUGCUAUCGUCUGUCUCUGUGUUUCUCUCUCUCUCUCUCUCUUUUCAGUGGUUUAUUGCAAACAUCACAGUGAACUCUGAGCAUUUCUUUAUGGACCCCUUCAUCAUAUAGACCCCCCACAAACACACACACACACAGACACACAUUUGGGCCAGGUGAGGGACAGGGGUUUCUCUCUCUGUUAAACGUCACAUAAUUGUGUGUUAGAGUAUAUUAAUGUUUUAAAUGACAUUCAGAGAGGCGAUACCCUAGGAGAAACCUUUGCACAGUGUUUUUGGUGCCGAUGGGUGCUUUAGUCUCCCAUAAAAAAAAUUCCCCGUUUCUUUUUACCCAGUGCAGGAGAUUAUUUAACAGACAUUUUCACUCUUGUAAGAUAACAAUCACAUUGGGAGCUCAACAGUGACUUCCAUUUUAUUUCCAUGACCAGACCACAGUACCCAAUCCCCGUUCUUUUACUUGCGCCCAUAGUCCGGUCUACCUCCAGCAGUUCAAAGAGGAAAUCCCUCGUCCUCCAGGGCUUUUGAAUGUCUUCAGUACAACAACAUGUGUGUCUUGCGUCCUAAUAAAUAUGCACGGCACCCACUGACAUGUUGCGACACGACACAAAGAAGCCAAACUCGUUUUAGACCAGCAUUUAGCGAGUCCUACAGGACUGGUGCUAGGGAUGAGACAAGAGCACAAUGCCGUAUAUGUGUAUGCUCGCCAUCUAGUGGAGGAAUGUGGUACUGCGGGGCAUUUGCGCUCUCCAACCCUGUUUUGAGAACUGUUUUCUAAAGCAUGAGAAUUGGUUAAACACAGUUUCAAACGAGGCGGUCACCUCUGCAUAUAGUGUUUCGCCAGUAUUCCUGAAACUUAUGGUGGAUUUUUUUAUUUUUUUUUGUCUCAAUGAUUCAACAUUACCAUAACAAUUCACAUAUAACCUGUAUUAAAUGUAUAGAUUGUGAAAAGCUGAAUGUUUGUGAGAUUACAAAAAUGUACAAAUAUUCUUAACAAGCAACAGAGAAUAAAUGUAAAAAAGAAAAGAUUCAGAAAAAACUUUAGGGGACAAAUGUAAUGUUUUGUUUGUAAUUACUCCAUUUGUUGGCAGAGGGCUACUGGACAAAGAAUCAAAUGUAAUAAAGUAAUUUUAGUAUA